Molecule: messenger RNA, 2098 nt
Organism: Psylliodes chrysocephalus
Lineage: Eukaryota; Metazoa; Arthropoda; Insecta; Coleoptera; Chrysomelidae
Source: the annotation of a GenBank genome assembly
AACAAGUGUUAACGUUAUCUUUACAAGAAAUUCGCAUUUACAAUUAGGGUCAAGAAAUAAAAAUAGCAUAAACCUAAUUCAGUUAAGGAAAAUCACGCUUUGUAUCAAAAUAUUUUUGUAAAAACAUAAUAAAAAUGAAAGAUACAUUUUUAUUUUUGGGUUUUUGGAUCCUAAUAAUUCAACAAAAGUGUAUGGCUAGUGUUACAGACAAAGAAUAUGCCACUAUGCCACCCAUAUUUCAUCAAGAUAAUUACGAUAAUUGCAUGUUACUUGAAGACAAAGCUUUAUAUUGUUCUUUUGAAUAUCAUUUAGAACCAAUACAAGAAAAUGCAAUAUGGAGGAUAAUACAAGAAGUUUCAUCUGACCCUUACAAUUACAAACACGACAAUCUACGCCACUGGAUUUGCGUUCCAUUGACCUGUCCCAAUUACAAAGAAAUAUCCGUAAAUAAUACAAAUUUGUCUCUAGAAGAAGCUAUCAAUGAAUGUUAUGAUAAAAAAAUGGCGCAUUAUAGUUUAAAAGGAAAAGUGCAGAACCUGAAAUGCGAUACCAACGAGGGUAAAUAUCCAGUGGAUUGGUUGGAUAAGAUUGUUCUGUUAUUCUUCACCAGCUACAUUGUGAUUGUCUUCUUAUGCACGUUUUAUGACCUAUAUGCGAAGUCGCAACUUCCGGAGGAAUACCAAAUGUUCUCAAACUCAAAAAUUGGCAAAAUUCUUAUUUCAUUCUCUCUGUCAAAAAAUUGGUACCGUCUAAAAACCGUCGCAGAAACUUUAGAAGUUGAGUACCUUAAACCACUACAGGGAGUGCGAUUUUAUAACACAAUUUUGGUGAUACUCAGCCAUACAGCUUUGGCCAGUACGAUGAUGCCUUUGGUGAAUCCGAAAUAUGUAGAACAAAUGAACACCAAGGUAGCUAAUUCCUUCUUAUCCAGCGGACCACUUUGCGUUUCAACAUUUUUCUUUAUGUCAGCUGCUUUGCUGACGUAUGGUAUAUUUAACCAAUUCAAUACGAGGAGAAUGACGAAAAGCGUUUUGGUGAUGAUCUUCGUUCAAAGAUACAUCCGGUUAGUACCAGCUUUGAGUGUGGUGAUUCUCUUCAACGCUACAUGGUGGCGACAUCUAGGCAACGGCCCGAAUUGGUAUCAAAUCAUAGGAACGCAAUAUUUGAGAUGUAGAAAAAAUUGGUGGACAAAUUUACUUUUUGUUAAUACCAUUAUAGAUAGUAACAAUAUGUGCACUCCAACAUUUUGGUAUCUUGCCCUGGACACACAAUAUUUCGUUUUGAUUUUAAUAUUACUAUGGUACCUCAAAAAGUACGAAAAACAAAUUUGGUACAUCUUAGGAACUCUAUUAUGCCUGAACAUUUUUGGCACCUACAUUCAGAAUUACAUAAACGAUUUUGAAGCACUUAUGAUACCAAGAGCAGAGACUAUUUAUCAAUUGAAAAUAAUCGUUGGCAAUCCACAAUGGCAUGGGCAGAUGUUGUCUGCAAUUGGUAAUACUUCGGGACCUCUACUGGGUGUUGGAUUCGGUUAUAUUCUUUACAAAUAUAAGAAUGUAAAGUUAUUUCAAACAAAGAGACUGAUGUGGAAAAUACUGACUUAUUUCUUUUCCUAUCUACUACCGUUGGGAAUAAUUCUUAUACCGGGUUGGUACAUUUUGACAAAUGAGAGUGAUCACAAUCCGGUCGUUGCUUCCAUUAUAGCUGCCAUUGGCAGGCCUGUAUUUGUGGGAGGUAUUGCUAUUGCAAUAUUCGGGUGUAUUCAACAGUUAGGUGGUCCCACUCAACAUGUACUUAAUUGGCCACCAGCUUACAUCUUAGGACGUAUUGCUUAUAGUGCUUAUUUAGUACAUUUGACCAUCAUCAUGUCUAGACCAGGCUCAACUAGAGGUCCUGUGUAUGUUAGUGAUGCGUAUAUUGUUUACUAUCUAUUGGGAGAUUUAGCUUCAGCGUACUUGUUUGGAUUAAUGUUGACGCUAUUUUUUGAGAUGCCUAUGUCGGCUUUACAAAAUGUUUUCAUACCAAAGCAUCCCAGAGAAAAUUCCGUAAUUAAAAAGGACCAAUAAUUAGAGAAAGUAUACAGAGUGUCCAGCCGAAA